Molecule: messenger RNA, 1659 nt
Organism: Candida dubliniensis CD36
Lineage: Eukaryota; Fungi; Ascomycota; Pichiomycetes; Serinales; Debaryomycetaceae
Exons: 1
Coding region: 1-1659 (552 amino acids)
Cellular component (GO): endoplasmic reticulum
Molecular function (GO): ubiquitin binding
Source: RefSeq, a predicted model, not a curated record
AUGUCAUCAUCGAUAUCUGAUUGGAUCGGGAGUUUUUUCCAACCAUCAACAACUUAUCAAAGAGUUGGGAAUAAUAGUAAUACUAAUAUACCAGGAUCUUUCCCCACUGAAGAAUCAAAUUCACCAUUGCCAUCAUCAAGAAUCAAUUCAGUAUUCAAUUCACAAACAAUAAAUUCAACUUUCCGUAAUUUAUCUUCUUGGCUUAAUUAUUUAUUAAUUCAACCAUUGAUUAUUAUCAUAUUAAUAAUAUUUCGAAUAUUAUCCACGAUUAUUAAUGUUAUUUAUUUUCAAAAUCAAUCAACUUCAAUAGUGAAUGGGAGUGGCAGUAGAGAUAGUAUUACAAACAAUAAUAAUAGUCGAUAUGAAAUUGUCGAUCCAGUGGCUAAAGCUAGUAAAUUUAUUAGAGAUUUGGAAGAUAAUUUACAACCACCACUGAUUUUGCAAGGGAAUAAUACUAAUGGUGGUAGUGGUGGAAAUGUGGUUAAUGAUACACACUCACCGGUAACACUGGCAACUGGUACAGCAACAGCAACAGCAACAGCAACAGCCACCACAAUAUCUGCUAGUGAAAGAUUGCCACCAUUUUUCCAAGGAAGUUAUACUCAAGCAUUAUAUAUGGCUACGAAAAGAGGGAAAUUUUUAUUUGUUUAUUUAACUAAUCCUCAUAAUGAAAAUGCUAAUGGAAUUUUCAAUAAUAUUAUUACCAAUGAAAUGUUUUUAAAAAUUUUCCAAACUAAUGAAAAUAUAAUUAUAUGGGGAGGAGAUUUAACUAAUCCUGAAGCUUAUCAAUUAGCCAAUAGUCUUGCGGUUACUAAAUUUCCAUUUUUAGGAUUAUUAUGUUUGACAAGAUCACUGAAAAUGACUCCUGAAGGACCAAGGAAAACUGCUAGUAAAUUAUCAUUAGUUAGUAAAAUCCAAGGGAAUAUAAUUAAUAAUCAUAAUUCAAGACAAUUUCAAACCCAAAAUGGAAAUGUUGAUGAUGGUGAUGGUGAUGAUGAUAAUAAUAAUUUUGUAUCAGUGGCUAAUGAAUUGAUUAAAAAGAAAUUUUUAACGAAAAUUACUAAAUAUUCUCCAGAAUUAAAUUUAAUUCGUCAAGAAUUACAAGAUAAAUAUAUGAGUCAAAUAUUAUUAAAACAACAAGAAUUAAAUUAUCAAAAAUCAUUACAAGCUGAUAAAUUGAAAAAACAACAGAAACAAUAUGAUACAUUAUCUAAACAAUAUUUAAUUUAUCAAUUAGAUAGAUUUGAAAAAUAUUUAACCAAAGAUCAAACGAGUAAUGAUGGUAAUAAUAUAGCAAGAAUUGCUAUUAAAUUAACUAAUGGGACUAGAGUCACAGGGUAUUUCCCAUCGGAUAAUUCCAUUGAAGAUAUAUUUAUAUUUGUUGAAUUAAUUAAUCGAGGUUAUUUAAAUCCAAUUUCUACUUCAACUACAACUACAACUACAACCCCCCAUCAUUCAGUGAUUUCAACAUUAACUGAAUCUCAAGCAUUAAUAAAAUUUAAAAAUUUUAAAUUAAUUUAUAAAUUUAAAUUAUUAUCACCAUUACCUCCCAAAAUUUGUUUAAAUGAUGAAUUAUCUAAAGAUAUUAUCAUGAAAAUUAAUCAAUUUGAUAUAAUUUAUCCAAAUGGUUUAUUAAUAGUUGAAGAUAUACAAAAUUAA